AUGGCUCUGACUGUGACGAACGACCUGCAAGCCCCCAUCGAGGUGAAGGAUGGGGAGGAGUGGACUGUCGUGUAUCCCGGGCUUUCUUGCGAUGUGGGAGUGGGAGCGUCGGAUGAGUCGGAUGGAGCGGUGGUUUUGGAGGUGCGAUUGAUUGAAAGUCCGGAGGUGAGGGGCAGCUGCCAGGCAGCGGCAGGCCAAGGGCUGCGGGCCUCCCUGGAUUUCGAGGCUUUCAGCCGAGAGGCCAAGGGCCGGGACCGAUCCGAGGCCCGGGAGUUGAGCCGUGAAGGAAAGCGACGCGAGGAGGCCCAGGCACGGACGGAGGCGAUGAUCCGGCAGGCCACCACCGAGAAGCGGAAUGCAGACGCAUGGCCGAGUGCCCGAGGAAUUCUGAUUUUAGUUGGGCCUCCCUUGGCUCUCCUGGUCCUUUUUGCAGCCAUCUCGCCCGAGAGUGCCGUUGCGGCCGUGCUGCUGGCCAGCGCCACGGUGCCUCUGUGCUGUUGCCUCUGUAUCCUAACCGUUUCCUUUGGUGCUGGCGAAAGGGGCAAAGACGAGUUCAAUGACUGUAAGUUUGGAAAGUACGUGGAUUUUGUGCGAGUUGGCGUGAAGGUGGCAGGGCUUCUUGCGCUGGUGACUCUGGCAGUGCUGACAAUUCAACACGCCCUGUCAGGGUUCUGGUGGACGGCAGCCAUCGUCUGGCCUGUACCCUUAGGUGCCGGCCUAUGUCUUGGUGUCGUGUUGGUAAUGUUCAAUCGGAGAGACUUGGACCAUGAUCAGAAAGAACAGCGAGAACGAGAGCACAGGGAAGCCCAUGGCGAAGUGAGAAACCGGAGCAUCCGCUUCGAAGGGAGCGUCAUCCGCGAACGCGGGCGGCCCUGCGUGGCGAGCUGGCCGGGGAAGUACGAGGGAGCCUGGGAGUCGUUGGUGUCUCAGGGCCGGAACGGCCAGGUGAGUGCAGCGGUGGUGUUUCUUCCCCAGGGCACGCGCGACCACGGCAAGCACGACAGCAUCCCGAAGAGGGAAGACUUGCCGGGCACCUGCUGGUGCACACCACUCUACGGCGAGCCAAAGUCUUGGGGCUGCAGGUGGUUUACGAAGUGGAGGGAGAACAUCGAGAAGGCGGUGCAGUCUGGAGCAGAGCUGGAGGUGUACUACUUCCAACCAGGUCGGCAAAGGCAAGGUGGAGAGCUUCGAAUCUGCAGGCAAAGAGAACCUGCAGAGGGAGAAGUUGAACAAGAAGCAAGAAGACGUCGAGGCGUCACUUCAGUUCAAGCAGCUGCUGGACGCAGGUCUCGGCAACCUCUCCCGGGAGCCCCGUGGCGAUGGAUCCUCCCAGUACAGCCGAGAAGCCCGGCGUGUGUUCCUCGCUUCCCUCUUUGA
Molecule: messenger RNA, 1377 nt
Organism: Symbiodinium sp. CCMP2456
Lineage: Eukaryota; Dinophyceae; Suessiales; Symbiodiniaceae
Source: the annotation of a GenBank genome assembly